Molecule: messenger RNA, 1145 nt
Organism: Etheostoma spectabile (orangethroat darter)
Lineage: Eukaryota; Metazoa; Chordata; Actinopteri; Perciformes; Percidae
Gene: znhit3
Product: zinc finger, HIT-type containing 3
Exons: 5
Coding region: 172-582 (136 amino acids)
Biological process (GO): maturation of LSU-rRNA from tricistronic rRNA transcript (SSU-rRNA, 5.8S rRNA, LSU-rRNA); box C/D snoRNP assembly; snoRNA localization
Cellular component (GO): pre-snoRNP complex; nucleus
Molecular function (GO): protein binding
Source: RefSeq, a predicted model, not a curated record
UUAUUUUGAAGGAAGUGUUUCGCCACCGGAACCGAUGUCACGGGUUCCGUCGUGGUCUUCACACAUGAAGGAGUUGCUAGCGUAAUGUUGACCGUAGACUGUUAAUAUUAAUAUACAGUCUAUGGUAUUGACCAAUUUCUUCGUUAUUAUUUUUUUCUUAUAUUGGCCAGGAUGCAGAUAUGCAGUGUGUGCAGCGAACAAACACCGAAAUACAGAUGCCCAGCCUGCAAAAUAAGAUAUUGUUCACUUGGCUGUUACAAGAGGCAUAAAGACAGUUGCCUUCCUGUCGGGCAGCCUGAACCCACUGGGCCUAAAGUGAAGGAUUCUUUCAACACCGAGACGUGGACUGUCGAGGAUCUUCUGCAGGAAGAGGAGGACAUUGUUGACAAAGUGCCCCUGCAGAGGCUCCAGCUGUUAGGUCAGUCAAAAGAGCUCCGGGACCUUCUGUGCAACCCCCACCUGAGACAGUUACUGCGCUCCAUCGACAGCGCAGACAGCAAAGCCGAUGCGAUGAAGGCCGCCAUGCAGGAGCCUCUGUUUGUCGAGUUUUCAGAUCAGUGUUUGAAACUUGUCGAUAAUUAAGCAAAAUCGUUUACAGCCAGUAAAGCUGAUGAUUUGUAAAAUAGUGCCUGCAUUGGUUAUUCUCAGAUUACUUUAUUAUAUUUUUGUAUAAAGUCUUGGAAUAAGCAGGUUGUGUAGUUACUGUAGUUUUUUGAUCUAACUUCUUGUCCAAAGCCGUGACUUUCAGCAGUAUCAUGUUCAAAUAAACGCUGAAAUGUUCAAAAACCAUAAAUUGCUGAGUCAAUAGUAAAGGCAUUACAGUCUAGUUAAAAAAGUCAACUGUAGCACGCAUGCAUCAACCAUUCUAUAACCAUAAUGUUUAUUUCAACAAAACAGUCAUUUAAAUAACAUAAUACAAGUUGUACCUUGAUCCUUUGGUACCGCUAAAUUACAGAUUUCAAAUUACAAACGGUCAUAAUGAGUGACAUUACAGUGAAUCCAUAGCUGGAAAAGGUUAAAAGAAGAAAUUAUUUAACAGGCAAAAAUCAACAGAGGUUACGUGUUGGAUCAAAAGCUAGGAUGACAAACGUCAGUCUUAAGUUACAUUAGUACUUUUUUUAACAAUACAGCAAAAAGAUGAUUUG